Diuraphis noxia (Russian wheat aphid) is the source of this 579-nucleotide messenger RNA. RefSeq names its product putative nuclease HARBI1. Lineage: Eukaryota; Metazoa; Arthropoda; Insecta; Hemiptera; Aphididae. The record is from RefSeq and is a predicted model, not a curated record.
AUGUACCGUAGAAUAAUAUUUGAUGACGACAACAGGAAUGAUGACGAAGUUAUUGCGAUGCAACGACUUGGAGUCAGUGAAUCAUCAGCCUGUCGUUACGUUCACCAAGUUUGCAGAGCCAUAGCGAGGCAAAGGCCAAAUUUAAUUUCAUUCCCAACUAAUGAAAUUGAUGAAAAGAGGGUAGUCAAUGGAUUUUACAGACUCAGUAGAUUUCCAAGGGUAGUAGGAGCUGUUGAUUACACCCACAUAAAAAUUCAGUCACCAGGUGGAGAUAAUGCAGAAAUUUUUAGAAACCGGAAAUGUUGGUUUUCUAUAAAUACCCAAUGCAUUUGUAACCCAUGGCUCAAAAUUAUGGACAUAGUGGCGCGAUGGCMAGGAUCAUGCCAUGAUCAAAUAAUUUUUGAUAACUCGAAUAUUAAACAUAAAUUUGAAACAGGAGUCAUAAAAGGUUACCUGUUAAGUGACGUUGGCUAUGAAGUUAAGCCCUACCUUAUGACUCCUCUUCUCAACCCUACCACGCGAAGCCAGCAAUUUUAUAAUGAGAGCCACAUCAGGACAAGAAAUGUAAUUGAAAGGUAA